Messenger RNA from Salmo salar (Atlantic salmon), 630 nucleotides. RefSeq names its product relaxin. Gene Ontology annotation, molecular function: hormone activity; G protein-coupled receptor binding. The record is from RefSeq and is a predicted model, not a curated record. NCBI's taxonomy places the organism in Eukaryota, Metazoa, Chordata, Actinopteri, Salmoniformes, Salmonidae. Gene Ontology annotation, cellular component: extracellular region.
GACUGUAGGAAAGCAUGACUAGAGAGCCUAUAUAAAAAGGGAGACCACACAGGUGUCGUCAGAGAGACAGAAACGGUGUGUAGUGAAUCGACAAUCUACAGCAUCUUGAUCCACGGAGCCACCAUGAAGUCCCAGUUGUUCUCUCUGCUGCUGCUGUGUGUGCUGUGUGUAGGGGAGGUUCAAAUGGAGGACGCUGCGACUGUGAGAGCUGUGCGGCUCUGUGGACGGGAGUUCCUGAGGGCCGUAGUGUACACCUGUGGUGGGUCAAGGUGGAGAAGGCUUCCAGUAGAGGACAUAAAUGGAAGGGUGGACCAGAAUGGUCUGAAACCAUGGGGGGCCGAGCCUGUGAUGGACCGGAGACGACGAGACUUGAACGAAGCCCUGACCACCGUGUGCUGUCAACUGGGCUGUCGGAAGAGUGACCUUACAAUCAUGUGCUAGGGGCCAAUGUGCAGGCAUUGGCGACUUGGCAUUAAUGUUUGUUGGAAAAUAGUCCUUAUUCAAUAUAGUUGGUUGGCUUCAAUGGAUGUCAGCUAAAGAUAUCAUUACUUUCAUUUACUUUUAUCAUUACUUUCAAUUAAAUUCCCUUAUUGAUCUUAUUAGCAAUAAACACUGGACUUGUAACCAUUG